AAAUUGUAGUUUAGCUGCGUAGCAUUUAGAAGCUUGCUGGAGGAAAAAAUGAGUCGACACUUUGCUGCUGCUUUUUGUCUGGCUUUAGUUUUUCUUCCUUUGCUGAGCAGCUCGUGUCCUUCACAAUGCAGCUGCUUCUUCCACAAACUAAGCGACGGCUCAAAAGCAAGGAGUGUGCUUUGCAAUGACCCAGAGAUCACUGUGAUUCCUCCAAAUUUUCCCCUCGACACCUCAAAGCUGCGCAUUGAAAAGACGGCAAUCACAAGGAUUCAGAGCGACAACUUCCACUACCUCAACAACCUGGAAUUUCUGUGGAUGUCUUUCAAUUCACUGAAUUCACUGAAUGUUGACAGUUUCCGUGGUCUUUACAACCUGGACGAGCUCCGGCUGGAUGGCAACUCCCUUACAUCCUUCCCCUGGGAGUCUCUGACUGAUAUGCCAAACCUAAGACUCCUUGAUUUACACAACAACAAAAUCUCCACAAUCCCUGCUGAUGCCACUGUUUACAUUAAGAAUCUCACCUAUCUCGACUUAUCCAGCAACACUCUGACAACUAUUCCUGCUGAAGUUCUCACAAUGUGGCUGAGCGUGAAGCCAUCCCAGGAUGCAGAUUCCUCCAAACUAAUUCUCGGUCUUCAUGAUAACCCAUGGCUGUGCGACUGCCGGCUGUAUGAUCUGGUCCAGUUUCAGAAGUCUCCGUCAUCAUCUGUGGCUCUCAUUGAUACCAGGCUGAGGUGUGCCGAUCCGGAGAGCUUAUCAGGGGUCCUUUUCACCGAAGCGGAGCUGCAGAGGUGCCAGGGCCCUCGUGUGCACACAGCCGUAGCUCGUGUACGAAGCUCACUGGGCAACAACGUCUUGCUGCGCUGUGGCACAGUUGGAGUCCCCAUCCCUGAGCUGUCCUGGAGCCGCGCCGAUGGCAAGAAAAUGAACGGCACAGUUCAGCAAGAGAUUUCAAAGGAGGGCAUCAUUUGGUCGAUUCUCAGCGUGCCUGCAGUCGCCUACCGAGAUUCUGGGAAAUAUGUGUGCAAGGCAACCAACUUUGUGGGUACCGCAGAUGCCAUUAUCUCUUUAGUUAUCACAGAUUCCUUUCGGUCAGAGGAAGCAGGUGGUGGUGUCUCGAAGAGAACCAGAGGGAAGAAACCUGGUGGCAUUGGAAGGGCGGCAUACCAGGAGAAACUUAUUGCCAGAUAUGUUCCUCCACCAACCACCACAGCCGCCCAGCCCAUCAUUGAACCUCUAAAUGGCAAAGGCGUGACUGGGAAGUACGAAAUCGAGAGCUACAGCAUCUCUGACGGUGCUUCUGAUGGACGAGGCAAGGCAUCCGAUUCCCAGAAACCGGUGGAGGUGGAUGCCCUGAGCAACUUGGCAGCCAAUGCCUCAUCCUUGCAGGCAGCUCCGGAGAAAAGGGUAGUGCGUUCGGUGAAGGUGAUUGGCGAUACCGACCAUACUGUCUCUCUGAACUGGAGAGCCCCUACAGCCACAAACACCACAGAAUUCAGUGUCCUGUAUGCUAUAUUUGGUGAGAGAGACAUGCGUCGGGUCAAUGUAGGGGCUGGAAAGAACCGUAUCACAAUUGACGGCCUUGUUCCAAAGACAAAGUACAUUGCUUGUGUUUGCGUCAAAGGCUUGAUCCCGAAAAAGGAGCAGUGCGUAAUCUUCUCAACAGAUGAGGCGGCCAGCGCCAGUGGCACUCAGAAGCUCAUUAAUGUGGUGGUGAUAACGGUGGCUUGUGUGAUUGCUGUCCCCCUGACACUGAUUGUGUGCUGUGGGGCGCUAAAGAAGCGCUGCCAAAAGCUGCUGGGUCGGCAGUCCAAGGAAAUGCAGGACUCCUACGUCACGUUUGAGACCCUGGGACCUGGGGCCAAAGCUAAAGGGAUGGAGGGCGAAUAUCUGACCAGGCUAAAUCCUGAUGAAUCCAACAGGUUGCUCUCAGCGAGGUCCAGUGUUGACUCAGAGGCCAUAAUCAGGACUGAAGGGCCACCUAAUGAGUAUUUCUGCUAAAACCAAAUGAAUGCCUCAACCUCCAGAGGAUGCACUUUGUUUUCUACUGAUGUGAAUAGAUAAAAAACUCUGUGCUCAGAGACUUAAAGGACUGAGAACAGAGGACAAUGAGAGCUCAGUGAGCAUUGGAUGUAUGAAGUUGUUUUACAGCCUUGUAGGAAUCAAACCCACCAUUUAUUUGGUGGAUGCGAAAAAGGGAAAACAUACACAAUGACAUGGUUUAAAUAUUUAUUUACAUUUGGUGUACAGUAAAAGUGUAAAAAACAACAACAUUUUUUUAUUCAUCGUGCACUUUUAAAGGUGAUGUUUUGCGAGGAAAAUGUUGCCCUAAACUGUCUAAAACCCAAUGAUUUUUAAAAACAUUUCUCUGAGAUUUAGCCUAACCUCUGCAUUGUGUUAAAUCUUUAUUUAAAACAUCAAGUAUUUAGAGAAAUUAACCAGCAGUUAUUAGUUCAUUUUGUAUGUCAGUAUUAUGUUAAUGUGCCAGGUUUACUGUUGGGUUAAAAGAAAAAAAAG
This is a messenger RNA of Centropristis striata (black sea bass), 2517 nucleotides long. It is a transcript of the gene lrit1b, whose product is annotated as leucine-rich repeat, immunoglobulin-like and transmembrane domains 1b. Gene Ontology annotation, molecular function: protein binding. Bases 49 to 2001 code for a protein of 650 amino acids. The record is from RefSeq and is a predicted model, not a curated record. NCBI's taxonomy places the organism in Eukaryota, Metazoa, Chordata, Actinopteri, Perciformes, Serranidae. Gene Ontology annotation, cellular component: endoplasmic reticulum membrane. The transcript is spliced from 4 exons.